Molecule: messenger RNA, 2542 nt
Organism: Dermacentor andersoni
Lineage: Eukaryota; Metazoa; Arthropoda; Arachnida; Ixodida; Ixodidae
Product: N-acetylglucosamine-6-phosphate deacetylase
Biological process (GO): N-acetylglucosamine catabolic process
Molecular function (GO): N-acetylglucosamine-6-phosphate deacetylase activity
Source: RefSeq, a predicted model, not a curated record
UCCCUCGGCGCAUCGUCGCCGUGAAGCCGGCCACUUGAGAAGUUAUCAGUGCGGACAGCCAAUCGAUAUAUUUGAUUGUGGUUCAGAGAUACCAUUGAACGAAUGAACAUUCUCUGAAUGGCAACAUUUUCUUUUCUUUAUUGCUGGUGCAACUCAAACUUAAUGCUUACGUCGUUUAUGUUUUCAUCAAAAAAUCCUGCAAGCUGCGAGUUUCGUUUAUGAGUUAUAUAAAUAACUUCGUCACUGAAAUCUUAUGUCGGGGAGGGUUUCAUUCAUCGGUUAUGCGAUCUAGGUGUUGAUGCAUGUGUCGUCGAAGAAAGUUAGUUGUCAUUCUGAAGAUCUAGAUGUUGCAUAUCUACCGUUAUAUUUCUUGUACAACGAAACUUUUGUCCGUGCUGCUUUUGGUUUAUUUCUUUAUGCUUUCGUUCUUUCAGACGAAGUGUGGGUGAAUAAGCCAUGAAUACCUUUUCUGGGCAGCACAAAUGGCCGAGCUCUUGCUUGAUUCAGUUUAAAAACUGCACCAUAUUACGUAAUCAUGAGUUGGUUCUGGAAGACCUCUGGGUUCGAAACAAUGUCAUUGUGGACCCUGAGCCCAUAUUUUUCGAUGAGCGGAUCACUGCCGACAUCCAGCUAGACUGCAAAGGAGCCACCAUUGCACCAGGCUACAUUGAUUUGCAAAUUAAUGGAGGCAUGGGAGUAGAUUUCUCUCACAGUGUCGACACAAUUGGAGAUGCUGUUGACAAGGUUGCCAAAGGCAUUCUACCAUAUGGGGUGACGUCUAUGUGUCCAACUAUUGUCACUUCUAUACCGGAAGUUUACCACAAGGCUCUGACUGCUGUGAAGAAGAGAAAUGGCAGUGCUCAUGGUGCCGGAGUUCUUGGGAUUCAUUUGGAAGGUCCCUUCAUCAGCAAGCACAAGAAAGGUGCCCACAAAUCCCAGCUUAUUCAGGACUUGGAAGGUGGCUUUGAAAGUCUUAUGAAUGUGUAUGGGACUUUGGACAGCGCUGCCAUUAUCACGAUGGCACCUGAACUGGAUCCUGAUGGCAAAGUGAUCCGGGCAAUCGUCGAAAAAGGCGUUACAGUCUCUAUAGGACACUCUGAGGCUAAUCUCGUCCAAGGUGAGAAGGCAAUGCAGGAUGGAGCAUCUUUCAUCACCCACCUCUUCAAUGCUAUGUUACCUUUUCACCACAGGGACCCUGGACUCGUUGGGCUGCUGACGUCUAAGAAGCUUCCAGAGGAAAAGAAUGUAUUCUAUGGAAUCAUAGCUGAUGGUAUCCACACACACCCUGCUGCAUUGCGCAUUGCUUAUAAGGCCAACUCUAGAGGCUUGACGCUGGUCACUGACGCAAUGUCAGCCAUGGGUCUUGAAGCAGGUGUCCACUUCAUAGGGGAAAAUAAAGUUGAAAUCCUGGGCAAGCGUGCUGUGAUCGCAGGAACAACUACACUUUGCGGAAGCAUUGCAACAAUGGAUUUCUGUGUCCGGUAUUUGCAGAAAUCAACAGAAAAAAUGGUCUCUGAAGAAUUGCGGUACUCCAUUCUUGACCACCACAGGCUGGGGAUGCCUGUUCCGAAAAUUGCAAAGAUGCUUAAAUUGCACUGAGUCCAAGUGCAUCGUGUCAUCAAACAAUUCCAGGAGACAGGAGGUGUCAAGGACCGGCCGCGAAGUGGGAGGCCUCGAACUGCAAGAACCAAGGAACUGAAAUUGGCUGUCAACAAGAAAGUCAAGCGAAAUCCCCUGAGGAGCAUACGAAAACUCACCCGCGAGCAUGGAGUUAGCAACUCCACCAUGCAAUUACUUGUAAAAGAAGAUCUGGGACUCCUGGUGUGCAAACUAGCAAAAGGCCAGCUGCUUACGACCACAUGAAGGCCUCCAGAUUGGAAAAGUGCUGCAGAAUGAGGCAGCUGAGCCGCGGCGAAGCCCUCAAAUGGGUUCUCUUCACAGAUGAGAAGAUUUUCACUGUUGAACCGGCCUGGAAUUCUCAAAACCAUCGAGAAUUGCUGCCAGUCGGGUCUCCCCGAAAUGUUAGAGUGGAGAAAAUCCAUUUCCCCAAGAGCGUCAUGGUUUGGGGUGGGAUUUCAGGCCUUGGGAAGACCAAGCUUGUUUUUGUCUCAAAUGGAGUCAAAAUCAAUGCCGAGACCUACCGUGAGUUCAUCCUGGGCUGAAAAAGAUGAAAAAAAUGUUGACUGGCGGCUGCAGCAAGACUGGGCACCUGCCAACGGAGCGAAGAAAACAAUCCAGUGGUGUGAGGCGAAUCUCCCUGGCUUCUGGGGGAAGGAUGUUUGGCCGUCCAAUUCCCCUGAUCUCAAUCCUUUGGACUUUGCUGUUUGGGGUAUCCUGGAGCAAAAAGUGUGUUCUUUCAAGCACAAACCCAUCGAAUCCCUGAAACGUGCUCUGCAGAAGACCUGGAACGAAAUCACUCCAGAAGGCAUCAAGGCUAUUUCGAAAAAUUUCCGAAAGCGUCUGGAGGCCUGUAUAAAAGCAGAAGGUGGACAUUUUGAGAAUAAAAUGUGAACUGUUUUGCAGAAUUCAGUGUGCUUAUGAA